CAGGUGAAAGGAGGGUAAUACGCUAUAUAACACGAGCCAUAACGCCCUCCCCGGAAAGCUUUUCGUCUGUCCAUCGCGUCCCUCCCUUCGUUUCGACCAUGAAAGUCUAUACUUCCACCUACCCCCGACCUCAUUUACCGCAAUGCUCCGUCUUUACUUACCUGUUCUCAGGUCCUAAUUUCGCAUCGACCGCAUCGAAGACGGCGUUCAUCGACACCGUCACCGGACGGUCGAUCUCUCGGGGGGAGCUCAAGGACCUCGCCCUGCAAUGGGGCCAUGGUCUAACGAACGCCUUUCCCGCCCUCCCGCAGGGGGGAGUGAAAGUAAAACGGGGGGACACCGUGAUGAUAUUCUCCCCAAACUCGCUCGCAUUCCCGGUCCUCCUGCAUGGGAGCAUCGCCGCGGGCCUGAAAGUGACGCUGGCGAACAGCUCGUACGUUCCUUACGAACUGGGGUACCAGUACAAGGACUCGGGCGCGAAGCUGAUCUUCGCGCACCCGGCCUUGCUGCCGGUCGCGCUGAAGAUGUUUGGGGAGGUGUAUGGCGCGAAGGGACGGGAGGAGGCGCGGAAGCGGAUUAUUAUUGCGGGCGGGAGUGGGUGGGGCAGUGUAAGCGCUGAGGAGGAGAGGAAGCUCGCGGGGACGAAGGAGGUGGAGGGGUUGGUGUGGAUGCAGGACUUGCUUGGGGAGGGGGCCCUGCAGAAGGAGGAGCAAUUCUCGGGGCUGGAAGUGAACGAGACGGCAUACUUGUGCUAUUCGAGUGGGACCACCGGGCGGCCGAAGGGUGUCGAGACGACGCACUAUAACGUGACGUCGCACGCAGAGAUGCUCAACGAGGUGUGGGACCUCAAGUCUGGGAACGACGUGAUGCUAGGGUUCCUGCCCUUUUAUCAUAUCUUCGGUCUCACCGGACUCCUGCAUCACCCGCUCACCCAGAAUGCCCCGCUCGCCAUCAUGCCAGGCUUCAACCCCGAGGCAUGGUGUGUCAACGUGCAGAAGUACAAGAUUACCUGCAUGAUGGUCGUCCCGCCAGUCCUGGUCGUGCUGACUAACUAUCCUGCCCUCGGAAAGUACGACUUGACGUCGCUGAACUUGAUGAUCUCGGGCGCUGCCCCGCUGGGUGCCGGGCUUGUCAAGAAGGUUAAGGACCGGUUGCACAGCGUGGGUGCUACCACCGAUAUUACCCAAGGCUACGGGCUGACGGAGACUACGCCUGUCGCAUUCCUGCUCCCUCCCAAAGAUUGUAUCCGAAAAGUCGGGUCUGUCGGACGCCUGGUUCCCCAUCUGGAAGCGCGUCUCUUGAGCGAGGAAGAUGUGGAUAUUGACGAGACGAAGGAGGAGAGCGGGGAGCUCUGGCUUAGGGGCCCGAGUAUCAUGAAGGGAUACUUGAACAAUGUAGAGGCAACACAGAACUCGAUCACAAGAGAUGGGUGGUUCAAGACUGGAGAUGUAGCACAAGUGGACGAGGAUGGCUACUGGUAUAUCGUGGAUCGGAGGAAAGAGUUGAUCAAGUACAAGGGCUUCCAAGUUCCCCCCGCCGAGCUGGAGCAAAUGCUCAUACAACACCCUGAAAUCGCUGAUGUCGCCGUUAUCGGAGUCGAGAGCGUGGAGGAGGCCACGGAAGUACCUAGGGCGUACAUCGUGCACGUAAAUCCCAAGUCCGUACAGUCGCAGCAGGAUAAGGACGCCUUCGAGAAGAAGAUCCAGGAAUGGGUGCGCGGGCGUGUGGCGAAGCACAAGUAUCUCAGGGGAGGUGUGGCCAUCAUCGACGUUAUCCCUAAGAAUCCUUCAGGCAAAAUCCUCCGGCGAGUACUCCGCGACCGGGCAAAGACCGAGGUCACCGCUAUCAAGGCCAAGGCUAAGCUAUAAUCUGUGCGAAUUGUUGGGUUGGCUAUGCUUGAUUUAAUAAGUGUAUCUACAAGGGUAAUGUAUCUAGGAUCCAUUGUACAUAUUAAUAUAUCCAUUUUCUAGUCC
Messenger RNA from Gloeophyllum trabeum ATCC 11539, 1973 nucleotides. Its product is annotated as acetyl-CoA synthetase-like protein. The coding region runs from base 99 to 1868 and encodes 589 amino acids. NCBI's taxonomy places the organism in Eukaryota, Fungi, Basidiomycota, Agaricomycetes, Gloeophyllales, Gloeophyllaceae. The record is from RefSeq and is a predicted model, not a curated record. The transcript has 9 exons. Gene Ontology annotation, biological process: secondary metabolic process. Gene Ontology annotation, molecular function: CoA-ligase activity.